CACAGGCUCUCAGCUCCCCGCGGGCGCUCCCCGCCCUCUGCUGCCAGAACCUUGGGGAUGUGCCUAGACCCGGCGCAGAGCACGUCCCAGCCAACUGAGAGCAGAACAAACCACUGGCCGACAGCCAAGAGGCUCCCUCCCAGCCACCGCCCCCCGCCAGCGCCUUUCCCCCCCUAUACAAUACAAGAUCUUCCUUCCUCAGUUCUCUUAAAUCACAGCCCAGGGAAACCUCCUCAGAGCCUGCAGCCAGCCACGCGCCAGCAUGUCUGGGGGCAAAUACGUAGACUCCGAGGGACAUCUCUACACUGUUCCCAUCCGGGAACAGGGCAACAUCUACAAGCCCAACAACAAGGCCAUGGCAGACGAGGUGAAUGAGAAACAAGUGUACGACGCGCACACCAAGGAGAUCGACCUGGUCAACCGGGACCCCAAGCAUCUCAACGAUGACGUGGUCAAGAUCGACUUUGAAGAUGUGAUUGCAGAACCAGAAGGGACACACAGUUUUGACGGCAUCUGGAAGGCCAGCUUUACCACCUUCACUGUGACAAAAUAUUGGUUCUACCGCUUAUUGUCUACCAUCUUUGGCAUCCCUAUGGCGCUCAUCUGGGGCAUUUACUUUGCCAUUCUCUCUUUCCUGCACAUCUGGGCAGUUGUACCGUGCAUCAAGAGCUUCCUGAUUGAGAUUCAGUGCAUCAGCCGCGUUUAUUCCAUCUGUGUCCACACCUUCUGUGACCCACUCUUUGAAGCUAUUGGCAAGAUAUUCAGCAAUAUCCAUAUCAACAUGCAGAAAGAAAUAUGAGUGACAUUUCAGGGAUGGAAGUAUUCUCAAUUCUUUUUUCUUCCUUAUUAUUUCCUUGGUGCCAAUUUCAAGUUGCUAUCACAGCAGCAAUUUAUGAAUGGUUUGUCUUGGUCCAGAACAAAGAAGUCAUUUGCUCAGUUUUCCUAUGUACUACUUGUCUCUUGAGCUACUGCAUCUAUUUUUGACAGUCUGAAAUGUUUAAACCCACUCCCACCCUCUCUUUGCAUGUGGAUCAUUGUUUGAUUGGCUAAAAUACAAACAUAUCGUUGAAAGAGAAAAACGAUUAGAAUUGGGGUAGGGUGGGGAUGGAAAAAGAGGACCACCAACCUCAACUGCCCAUUCUAAAAUGAUGAUGUCAUAGAAAGGGAAGACUUCCAGGCUAAGGCCUCAUGUCUAGGGACAUGAGGGCAGGUUUUAAACAGAUACUUCCUCAGCCAUCUGAGGAGUUAGCUGUUGCCACUACUCUUAACAAUCACAAUCUAGUGGGAUUUAGUGACCACUGUCAACUUGGAGACAAUAACCUUCAUGCUCAUGGUUUCAGUAAUGUCUUAUUCAUCUUGACAUUUUAACCCAUUAUCUUGUGUACCUGAAUAUUUGUUAUUACCUAUAAUAAGACCUGGGUGCCUUCUAAUUUUCCAUGUUUCCUUUUCAAAGAGGGUGUAACUCAUCAGCUCUCAUUAUGCCAGCAGCUUUCCUAAAAAAACAAAACAUAGAAAAUCUACUUGCUAGUUCUCUAUACUUGUUUCUGACUCUGAGAUACAGAACCUGUUGAAAUUGACAUCUGUGCUUGGUCAUGUAGCAUCUUUCUCUAUGUCAAGCCUGGUCAACAUUAACCCAAAGAGAUGAUUUAAAGCAGGCAAAUGGGGCUGAGCUCUCUCUGGGCCAGCAGGAGUGGAAGCCAGUUUUUCCUGCCUCUCAGCAACAGAAUGAGGUCAGCAUGUCUAUUCAACUUCACUUAUUUUCAAGAACAACCACACUUUCCUGAAUUGAAGCUAAUUCAUCACUGGGAUGGUUUAGUGGCUCAACACUGUGUUCCCU
Messenger RNA from Peromyscus eremicus (cactus mouse), 1837 nucleotides. RefSeq names its product caveolin 1 (gene Cav1). Gene Ontology annotation, biological process: negative regulation of protein tyrosine kinase activity; caveola assembly; negative regulation of endothelial cell proliferation. Bases 263 to 799 code for a protein of 178 amino acids. NCBI's taxonomy places the organism in Eukaryota, Metazoa, Chordata, Mammalia, Rodentia, Cricetidae. Gene Ontology annotation, cellular component: Golgi apparatus; cytoplasmic vesicle; caveola. The record is from RefSeq and is a predicted model, not a curated record. The transcript has 3 exons. Gene Ontology annotation, molecular function: protein kinase binding; molecular adaptor activity; transmembrane transporter binding.